AUGGACAGUACCAUACCUGUUAAUUUACCACCGCGCAACAGAGCCACUAGUCGGGCAAAAUCAACUAGACUUUGGAAAAUGGCAAAAGCCCAACCGAAGUCUGAGUCUGAGCUCAGUGAUAUUGAGGAGGAGUUCGCUGAGUCCUAUAUGGAGGAUUCAGAGGAUCUUUCUGAUCCGGAUUAUGAAAUUACUGAUGGAAAGGAUGUUAAUCCCACACGGGAUACACGUCCUAUUAAACCUACCAAGAUUGAGGUAGAUCAUGUUGCCUCAGGGAACAGUGAUAGAAUCUUUGACACUCAAGGUGAACCCCAAUUCGAACCUGACGAGAUAUAUCACCUAGUGGUCACCUCAGACCACAUAGCCAAGUAUAUUGCAUCCAGGGUACUCAAGCCUUUUGAGAAAGCAAAGUGA
This is a messenger RNA of Pelobates cultripes (western spadefoot toad), 411 nucleotides long. NCBI's taxonomy places the organism in Eukaryota, Metazoa, Chordata, Amphibia, Anura, Pelobatidae. The record is from the annotation of a GenBank genome assembly.